AUGAAUACGCUAAGGAAAAUACUUUCCCUUGUUGUGCUGGAUCGUAUUUCAGGACCUGUAAAUAAGUUCCUAAACCCGAGUCAAAGUGGAUUCAUACCUGGAAGGUCGACAGCAGACGUAGUAUGGAGCCACAGAUGGCUGUGUGCAAUGUGCCAGAAACACAAAGAAGAAAUCUCAAUCCUUGGAAUCGAUCUAUCCCGUGCUUUCGAUACAAUCAACCGCAAAAAGCUGAUGCAUGUAUUGGAAGGCAUCCUAGAUGGGGAUGCAUUACGUAUGAUCAGAUUCUUACUCGCCAACACAUCGCUAUCCGUACGUGUGGGAAACUAUACCUCGAUGAAGUUUAAAACCGACACUGGCGUACCUCAGGGCGACUCGUUAUCUCCGGUUCUAUUUAUAAUCUACCUGGAGGCAGCCCUAAGACCUCUUCGGAGGAAUAAAUGCUUUACCAACGUGAUGGAAGUAAUUUACGCCGACGAUAUUGAUUUCGUCUCCCGAGAUCAGGACUCACUGGAAAACUUAUUAAAAGUGAUCCCUCAUUCGUUGAAGGACUGGUCCCUUGUAAUAAACCCGGACAAAACGGAAAGAACUACCAUAUCCCGCCUGGGGACGAGAAACGAGGAGAAGUGGAGAACAUGCAAGAAAGUUGGAUCUCUCCUUGGGGACUCGGAGGACGUUAUUCGAAGGAAAGUGCUGGCUGUUGCAUCCUUCAAAAAAAUGUGGACGAUCUGGAAGAGGCGCAAGUACAUAGGAACCCGCCUUCGAAUUCGGCUGUACAACUCCUUUGUCGAACUAAUCUUGCUUUACAACGCGGGGACCUGGGGCCUAACCGCUAAAGAACUGGAGCAGCUCAACUCUUUCCACAGAAAACAACUACGACUACUCCUGGGAAUUCACUGGCCAAAAAAAAUGACCAAUAAUGAACUCUACAGAAUCACCCAUACAUCCGAGAUUGCAAAGAAAGUGAUGUUCACGAAGUGGAUGCUCUUUGGACAUGUCCUAAGAGCCUCGGAAAUGACGCCGGCCAAUCAAAACAUGGAAUCCUACUUCUGCUCAUUAAAUAAAACGGCAUAUAGGGGCCGACAAAAAACAACAUUACCGACUACGCUCGACCAUGAUCUCACGUCGAUUGGAAGGAAACUGAAAUCGGCCGAUGAUCUGGACGAACUGAGAUACCUCGCACGUAACAGGGGAGCGUGGAUACGACUAACAGAGCGUAUCCUGAGUCGGAUGGCAAAAGUGGAAUCUUAA
Messenger RNA from Octopus sinensis (East Asian common octopus), 1248 nucleotides. RefSeq lists its product as uncharacterized. The transcript has a single exon. NCBI's taxonomy places the organism in Eukaryota, Metazoa, Mollusca, Cephalopoda, Octopoda, Octopodidae. The record is from RefSeq and is a predicted model, not a curated record. Bases 1 to 1248 code for a protein of 415 amino acids.